Messenger RNA from Mastomys coucha (southern multimammate mouse), 806 nucleotides. It is a transcript of the gene Cfap97d2, whose product is annotated as CFAP97 domain containing 2. The transcript is spliced from 4 exons. NCBI's taxonomy places the organism in Eukaryota, Metazoa, Chordata, Mammalia, Rodentia, Muridae. The record is from RefSeq and is a predicted model, not a curated record. Bases 68 to 364 code for a protein of 98 amino acids.
AGCUCUGCUGGGUCUGUCCUGCUGCACCUGCUCCUCUCUGAAGGGACCCUGGAGUUUGUUAUCCGAGAUGCACAGAGUCCCCCAGCUGACCACCUCGUGGGCUAAUAGAGACCUGCAGAGAGCCUGGGAGAAAACCUACCAGGACCAUAGGAGAAAGGUCCAGAAUGCCCAACCACGAGUGGACAACCACCCACCACAGAUUUACAGCCAUCUCCACCUAAAGUUCAAGAAGUUAAAGAUGGAAGAAGAGAGACUCUCCAUCAUUGACAGAAACAACUACCUGCUUCUGCAGAGAGUGGCCUCUGCCAUGAAAACCAGGGGACAGACUAACGGCCCAAAUAACUUCACACAGAGAAGGGGCUGAAAGUGACACCCCACAAGGCCACAGCCUCAUCCGAAUGAGCAGCCUGAAGCAGAAGGGGUGAGGGCUAAGAACCCAGCCACCGAAAGAAGACCAGGGCCCAGAUGCUCCGAUGAGGCCUUCCUGUGUCUCCCUGGGGUGGAGGUGGGGGUGGGGUGGAGUGUGCAGGUCUUGGGACUGGUGGCCUAGCAUCUGAGGCCGAGCUGGCUUCAUGACCUCCAGGGACCACUGUAGGAACUGUGACGCCGCACUCCAUAGCUUCGUGGUCACAGCUUUCACCAGAUGACACAGCACAGCUAUUUAUUGUGUUUCUUGAACCGAUAACCAAAAACAAACUAUGCAGAGUAACACUGGAAGUUACUGGAAGCUAGGAAGGUUUUUUUUCCUAGCUGUUAAUGCUUUUCUGAGUUACCAUGACUUUGGGUGGUUGUAAUUCUCUUAAGAA